Messenger RNA from Merops nubicus (carmine bee-eater), 1638 nucleotides. RefSeq names its product potassium voltage-gated channel subfamily H member 5-like. Gene Ontology annotation, biological process: regulation of membrane potential; potassium ion transmembrane transport. Gene Ontology annotation, molecular function: voltage-gated potassium channel activity. NCBI's taxonomy places the organism in Eukaryota, Metazoa, Chordata, Aves, Coraciiformes, Meropidae. The coding region runs from base 1 to 1638 and encodes 545 amino acids. The transcript is spliced from 5 exons. The record is from RefSeq and is a predicted model, not a curated record. Gene Ontology annotation, cellular component: membrane.
AUGUCGCUCUUUGGUGUUGCACAACUAUCUGAGCUUGACACUCUUCUUUAUGCAACUAUUUUUGGAAACGUCACCACCAUUUUCCAGCAAAUGUAUGCCAACACCAACCGGUACCAUGAGAUGCUGAACAAUGUGAGGGAUUUCCUAAAAUUAUAUCAAGUCCCAAAAGGCCUUAGUGAAAGAGUCAUGGAUUAUAUUGUCUCAACCUGGUCCAUGUCUAAAGGGAUUGACACGGAGAAGGUUCUCUCCAUUUGCCCGAAGGACAUGAGGGCGGACAUCUGCGUGCACCUGAACCGGAAGGUGUUCAACGAGCACCCUGCCUUCCGGCUGGCCAGCGACGGCUGCCUGCGAGCCCUGGCCGUGGAGUUCCAGACCAUCCAUUGUGCCCCGGGGGACCUCAUCUACCACGCUGGGGAAAGCGUCGAUGCGCUUUGCUUCGUGGUCUCAGGAUCCCUAGAAGUCAUCCAGGACGACGAGGUGGUGGCUAUUUUAGGUAAAGGAGAUGUGUUUGGUGAUAUCUUCUGGAAAGAAACCAGCCUGGCUCACGCGUGUGCCAACGUGCGGGCUCUGACGUACUGCGACUUACAUAUUAUUAAACGAGAAGCCUUGCUCAAAGUGUUGGACUUCUACACUGCUUUUGCAAACUCCUUCUCAAGGAACCUCACGCUCACCUGCAAUUUGAGGAAACGGAUCAUCUUUCGGAAGAUCAGUGAUGUCAAGAAGGAAGAAGAGGAGCGCCUGCGCCAGAAGAACGAGGUGACGCUGAGCAUCCCUGUGGACCACCCUGUGAGGAAACUCUUCCAGAAGUUCAAACAGCAAAAGGAGAUGCGGAAUCAAGGCUCAGCCCACAUUGACCCAGAAAGGAACCAGCUUCAGGUGGAGAGCCGGGGCGUGCAGAACGGAGCCUCCAUCACAGGCACCAGUGUGGUCACUGUGUCUCAGAUCACGCCCAUCCAGACGUCCCUGGCUUACAUGAAGACCAGUGAGGCCGUGAAGCAGAACAACAGGGAUGCGAUGGAGCUCAAGCCAAACGGAAACGGAGACCAGAAAUGUCUGAAAGUCAACAGUCCCAUGAGGAUGAAAAACGGGAAUGGGAAAGGGUGGCUUCGGCUGAAGAACACGAUGGGGACCCACGAGGAGAAGAAGGAGGACUGGAACAACGUCACGAAGGCCGAGUCCAUGGGGUUGCUGGCCGAUGACCCCAAGUGCAAUGACUCGGAGAACGGCGUCAAUAAGAACCCACUGCGGAAAACAGACUCCUGUGACAGUGGAAUCACAAAAAGUGACCUUCGCUUGGAUAAAGCUGGUGAGGCUCGCAGCCCCCUGGAGCACAGCCCCAUUCAGGCUGAUGCUAGGCACCCUUUCUACCCUAUUCCUGAGCAGGCCUUACAAACCACGCUGCAGGAAGUCAAGCAUGAACUCAAAGAAGAUAUCCAGCUGCUAAGCAGUAGGAUGGCUGCCCUUGAGAAACAGGUGGCAGAAAUUUUAAAAAUAUUGUCUGAAAAGAACGUACCCCAGAUCUCUUCCCCCCAGUCUCAUUUAUCACCCCAGCGGCCUGCCCAGAUACCCUGUCAGGAUAUUUUUAGUGUUUCAAGGCCUGCAUCACCUGAAUCAGAAAAAGAUGAAAUCCACUUUUAG